Molecule: messenger RNA, 2963 nt
Organism: Helicoverpa zea (corn earworm)
Lineage: Eukaryota; Metazoa; Arthropoda; Insecta; Lepidoptera; Noctuidae
Product: transketolase-like protein 2
Exons: 13
Coding region: 103-1971 (622 amino acids)
Molecular function (GO): thiamine pyrophosphate binding; transketolase activity
Source: RefSeq, a predicted model, not a curated record
GGCGUUUGUCAAUUCAUUGAAUCCGGCGGCGGGCAAGCGACCGGUCGCAAACAACGUGGUUAUAGUUUUCGUUUGAAAAAUACACAAAAAAACACGUCCAAGAUGAAAGGCGACAAGAACGUAGACAUCCAGGCUCUCAAAGACAUCGCCAACAAGCUGAGGAUCGACAGCAUCGUUGCUACUAACGCCUCCAAGUCUGGUCACCCAACAUCAUGCGCCUCCAUGGCAGAGAUCAUGUCGGUGCUGUUCUUCCACACCAUGCGGUACAAGAUCUCGGCGCCCAGGGACGCCUCCGCCGACCGGUUCAUUCUGUCCAAGGGUCACGCAGCCCCCAUCCUAUACGCAGCCUGGGCUGAGGCAGGUCUGUUCCCCGUGGAGGAGCUGAAGAACCUCCGCAAGCUGGACUCCGACCUGGAGGGACACCCCACCCCCCGCCUCAACUUCGUAGAUGUGGGCACUGGCUCGCUCGGACAGGGGCUGGCUGUCGCCGCCGGUAUGGCCUACGUUGGCAAGUACUUCGACCAGGCACCUUACAGGGUGUACUGCCUGGUGGGAGACGGCGAGGCGGCCGAGGGCAGCGUGUGGGAGUCGCUGCACUUCGCCAGCCACUACAAGCUAGACAACCUUGUGGUCAUUUUCGACGUCAACCGCCUCGGCCAGUCCGAGCCCACCUCGCUGCAGCACCAGCUGGACGUGUACGACGCUCGCAUGAAAGCGUUCGGCCUACACUCGCUGGUGGUGGACGGGCACGACGUGUCGGAGCUGGUGAAGGCCUUCGACGAGGCCGCCGCCGCCCCCGGCAAGCCCACCGCCAUCAUCGCCAAGACAUUCAAGGGGAAGAACUUCCCCGGCAUCGAGGACUUGGAGAACUGGCACGGCAAGGCCUUGGGCGCUGAUGGUGAUAAGAUCAUCAAGCACCUGCAAUCCCUGAUCAAGAACAACAGCAUCACGCUGAAGCCCAAGGCCCCGCUGGCCGAGGCCCCUGCGGUGCACAUCGGCGACAUCACGCUGUCGGCGCCGCCCGCGUACAAGGCGGGCGAGCUCGUCGCCACGAGGCUCGCCUACGGAACUGCCUUGAAGAAGAUCGCCGACACUAAUAUGCGUGUGAUCGCGUUGGACGGCGACACAAAGAACUCCACGUUCAGUGACAAACUGCGCAACGCCUAUCCUGAAAGAUACAUCGAGUGCUUCAUCGCGGAGCAGAACCUUGUUGGCGUGGCGACGGGCGCCGCGUGCCGGGACCGGGCGGUGGUGUUCGCCUCCACCUUCGCCGCAUUCUUCACCAGGACAUUCGAUCAGAUCCGCAUGGGCGCCAUCAGCCAGUCGAACAUCAACCUGGCGGGCUCGCACUGCGGCGUCAGCAUCGGCGAGGACGGACCCAGUCAGAUGGGCCUCGAGGACCUCGCCCUCUUCCGCGCCGUGCCCACCGCCACCGUCUUCUACCCCUCUGACGCGGUGUCGACGGAGCGAGCGGUGGAGCUGGCGGCCAACACGAAGGGCAUCUGCUACAUCCGCACCUCGCGGCCCAACACCGCCAUCCUCUACGCCAACGACGAGGUCUUCAAGGUGGGCUCGUCCAAGAUAGUGCGUCAGUCCCCCAAGGACCGCGUGCUGCUCAUCGGCGCCGGCGUCACGCUGCACGAGUGUCUGCUCGCUGCCGACAAGCUCAAGGCUGAAGGCGUGGAGGCCCGCGUGUUGGACCCGUUCACGAUCAAGCCGCUGGACGAGGCGGCGGUGCAGCAGCACGCCAAGGCUGUCGGCGGCAGGGUCGUCGUCGUGGAAGACCACUACCAAGCCGGUGGACUCGGCGAGGCAGUGCUGUCAGCCCUGGCGAUGCAGCGCGACACGCUGGUGAAGCACGUGUGCGUCCGCGCCGUGCCGCGCUCCGGGCCGCCCGCCGUGCUGCUCGACCACUACGGCAUCUCCGCGCCGCAUGUACGCGCCGCCGCGCUAGCGCUGCUCAAGGCGUAAACACUCAUACACACGCUGAGCUGAACUUUAUUACAUCAUGUCAAGAUAACUCGCACUCCCAUUCAACUAAAAAGUAGAUGUUCAAUAAUUCGCUUUUUGAUGUUUCUUUUUGUGUGAUUUGUAAUGAAGUUCAGUUCUAACGUCUACUAGUUGUCCUCUUGUCGAAUUUUUAUUUCGUUUUGAUACCCGAUUGUUACAUUCUUACGACUUGUUAUCUUAUUGAUGGUUUUGCGCACAGAACUUGUUAUUAAUCAAUUGUUAUAUCAAAGAUUUGCAAUCAUACAUGUUUGCUCUACGAUCAGAAUCAAAAUUAACAUUCCUGCAGGCAUUCCGAUUGUCUAUGUUUAUACAAGGUCUAAUACUUUGAGCAGACAGCUUGAGAAAAUUAUGUAGUUCCUAAGAACAUUAUCUAAAGUUAAGUGAAGAAACAUAAUAUAGAUCUUUUUUCUAUACUUUAUAUACAAUAUUGAAGUAUAUAUCCGUGCCUUUGUUUAUUGUGAUGUUUCCGCACAAGUUGCGACUCCGGUCGAGUUUUUGAUGGAUUUUUGAAGGUUAGCGUGUAAGAGAUAUUUUAUAGUUAUUUUUGUAUCAGCGUGUAGGCUCGCCGGUACAGCGAGCCGUUGUUAAUCGGUAUGUGGUUACUUUGUUGCCUACAGUGGACAAGUUUAAGUUUAUAUAUUUUACAUAAAUCACUAUUGGUCUUGUCAUCACAGAAGUACAUUAGAGUUCCAUUUUCGGCAACAAAGGCUUUAUAAAGUGCAUUUUGUUCACUCACAUUGUUAUUACUCGCAUAGUUGUACGACGGUGUUGUGUCACAGUCCCACAAUCAUGACGAGUAUAUUUUUGGGAUCCUUUAUCAAAAUCAAACAAAAUAUUGAUUCGGUUAAAUGUUUUAAUUGGUAUAUUACAUUCCUGUUUUCAUUAUUUUGCUUUAUAUUUUAAUCACUGGAUCAAGUGGUCUUUUUUUGCAAUAAAGUUUAUUGUAUACAAAA